GCUCUAAAAAGUCCUACACUUCUCAUUGUUGUCAUUGCUACUAUAGCUCACAAGUUUUUGGCCAAUGUGAACUAGCUCCAAUAAAUACCAUUCUUUGAUCCCUCUCCUUUGGAUGGACAAAAACUUGACUAUCUUCCUUCUUUCUCUCUUUUUUGGCUUUAUUUUCAUCAUAUCUUUCUUUAUUUGAUUCCUAUUCUGCUCUAGAUCAAAAGGUACAAUAAAUCAUUCUCAUCUUGUUAUCUUUUUUAUAAUGCUUCUUUUCAACAGUUCAAUCCUGUUCCAUUGAAACAACUUGAAGUUGUCAUCCAGAAAAUCAUAAUGAGACUUGUUCUUCUCCUCCUCCCAAUUGUGUUCUUCAAUGGUUUGUGCAAAUCAGAUGUCAUGACUGCUCCAAUGCAUAAGGGAGAACUCCAAGCUCUCUAUCUUGUGAUUCAAGGUUUCACAGGCAAUUCUUGGAAUGUUUCUCAAUUGUAUCCUGAUCCUUGUGGAUGGACACCAAUCCAGGGAGUUUCAUGUGAUAUUUUCCAUAAGUUAUGGUCUGUAACAUCGAUAAACAUCGGUCCGGUCUUCGAGAAUUCUCUUGCAUGCACUCCUCAAGCAAACUUCAAUCAAUAUAUAUUUGGGCUCAAGCAUCUGAGAAGUCUCUCAUUCUUCAAUUGCUUCUCUUCUCAACAUCCCACUAAAAUACCAUCCAAUGCAUGGAAACAUCUAUCUGAAAGUCUAGAGAACUUAGAAUUCAGAUCAAAUGAAGGCCUUGUUGGAAAAAUUCCAAAAAGUUUUGGACAUCUCACAAACCUCAAAUCACUAGUACUUGUUGAGAAUUCACUAACAGGUGAAGUUCCACAAGAACUUGCCAACUUGGUAAAUCUGAAAAAGCUUUCUCUAUCCAGUAAUGCAUUAUCAGGCAGAAUUCCAGCUUCUCUUGGCUACAACAACAGCAUGAAUCAACUCUUGAUCUUAGAUUUCAGCAGAAACUCAAUUACUGGUCCUAUACCUUCAUCACUUGGUUCUAUGAUUUCACUUCUGAAGUUGGAUUUGAGCAACAAUAACUUGAAUGGAAUGCUUCCUUAGAACUUGGAAAUCUUAGAAACCCUCACA
Dioscorea cayenensis subsp. rotundata (Guinea yam) is the source of this 1098-nucleotide messenger RNA. RefSeq names its product piriformospora indica-insensitive protein 2-like. NCBI's taxonomy places the organism in Eukaryota, Viridiplantae, Streptophyta, Magnoliopsida, Dioscoreales, Dioscoreaceae. The record is from RefSeq and is a predicted model, not a curated record. The transcript has 2 exons. Gene Ontology annotation, molecular function: protein binding. Bases 319 to 1071 code for a protein of 250 amino acids.